GGUCAGCGAAGGGAGGGCGAAGCCGCUGCGACUGCAAACCACAGAGGGUUUCGUAGGGUGGUGGAAGAAAUCAUAGAUCCCUUCCCAGGAAAGAGAGAGUGAGUUUUUUAAAGAGGAAACAAUGGCUUCGAACAGCAUAUUUGAGUCACUUCCUUCUUACCAGCACUUCUUGAGAGAUACCAGCACCAGCCGCCGCUUCACGCCGCCCUCCACCACGCUGAGCCCGGGGAAGAUGAGCGAGCCGCUGGCGCUGCCCGGCGCCGAGCACGGCGGGGCUUUGCCGGGGAAGCUGCGCGGCGCCGACCGCAGCAUGGUGGAGGUCCUGGCCGACCACCCCGGGGAGCUGGUGCGCACCGACAGCCCCAACUUCCUCUGCUCCGUGCUGCCCACCCACUGGCGCUGCAACAAGACGCUGCCCAUCGCCUUCAAGGUGGUGGCCUUGGGGGACGUCCCUGACGGGACGCUGGUGACGGUGAUGGCCGGGAACGACGAGAACUACUCGGCGGAGCUGCGGAACGCCACGGCCGCCAUGAAGAACCAGGUGGCGCGGUUCAACGACCUCCGCUUCGUGGGCAGGAGCGGGAGAGGGAAAAGCUUCACGUUGACAAUCACGGUGUUCACCAACCCCCCCCAAGUAGCCACAUACCACAGAGCCAUCAAGAUAACAGUGGAUGGACCUCGGGAACCCAGAAGACACCGUCAGAAGAUAGAUGAGCAGACGAAGCCCGGCAGUUUGUCCUUCUCCGAGCGCCUGAGCGAGCUGGAGCAGCUGCGUCGCACGGCCAUGAGGGUCAGCCCACACCACCCAGCCCCCACAGCCAACCCACGGGCCUCCCUGAACCACUCCACUGCUUUUAACCCUCAGCCUCAGAGCCAGAUCCAGGGUAAGUACCCGAAAUCCUCCCCCUGCUCGCCUGCCUCCACCUUCCCCAUCCCUGAGCCUGCCGACCACUGA
Pipra filicauda (Wire-tailed manakin) is the source of this 955-nucleotide messenger RNA. RefSeq names its product RUNX family transcription factor 1. Gene Ontology annotation, molecular function: DNA-binding transcription factor activity, RNA polymerase II-specific; RNA polymerase II cis-regulatory region sequence-specific DNA binding; ATP binding. Bases 122 to 955 code for a protein of 277 amino acids. NCBI's taxonomy places the organism in Eukaryota, Metazoa, Chordata, Aves, Passeriformes, Pipridae. The record is from RefSeq and is a predicted model, not a curated record. Gene Ontology annotation, cellular component: nucleus. Gene Ontology annotation, biological process: regulation of transcription by RNA polymerase II; neuron differentiation; hemopoiesis. The transcript has 6 exons.